AUGAAGUUGCAAACGGCUCUUUCUUUGGCGGCCCUUGGCUACGUGACAACCGGCUGCCUCCUCCCAGAGGAGCUGGAAGGCGGGAAAGUCAGUCUUCGCCGGCGUCAGUCUGCGAGAACCAAAAAGUAUGCGCCCAUAGGAAAGGGGGAUCGCUUUGAAGGCGGCAACAAGGUGCCAUAUGGUAUUGGCUCCGACCCUGACAACUUUAAAGACGUAUCCAAGUUGUCCAUUCUCAGUGUCUCCGAGAUCGAGUCAGCGCUCAAGGGUCUGGAGCAGGAAUAUCCCGAGAAAAUCAAUCUCAGCAAAGCAGACGACAAGACGUUUGAGGGCCGCGAUAUUUAUUACGGAGUAGUCGGCUCCAACGAACCCCGUGUGUUUCUUACCAGCGGUGUGCAUGCUCGCGAGCGUGGGGGGCCAGACAAUAUUAUAUACUUGAUUUCGGAUCUGCUUUGGGCGGAUAAGCAAAACGCCAACCUCACCUAUGACGGCAAAACGUAUGAUGCUUUGCAAGUCCGCCAAGCGCUCGAAGUAGGCAUCGCCAUUAUUCCCGCCGUCAACCCAGAUGGGAUCAACUACGAUCAGACCUACGACGCCUGCUGGCGCAAGAACCGCAGACCUUUUGGAGACGAAUUUGGCGUCGACAUCAACCGCAACUUCAGAGUUUUCUGGGACUACAAGCGAAUAUUUCACCCCCAGGCCAGAGUCAGUAUGAGCAACACGCCAUCAGACCACACUUAUGUUGGGCCAAGUCCUCUCUCGGAGCCCGAGACACGGAGCAUCACAAACGUAUUCAAACGUGUCACCUCCCUAUCAUGGUAUCUGGACUUGCAUUCCGCUCUGGGCAAGGUUCUAUAUUCAUGGGGCGACGAUUAUGCCCAGUUCAACGACCCUUCCAUGAGCUUUCGCAAUCAACGAUACGACCGCCAACGAGGCCUCUUCCACGAUGGAUACAAUGAGUACAUGGAGCAGGAUGAUUUUGACGCCCAGAAAUCUGCCGCGGAGCGCAUGGCCACUGCCAUGAACAGCGUCGCCGGCAACAGCGCUCGCUACAAGGCUGACCAGACCAUCAACUUGUACCCGGCUCUGGGCAGCACCGAUGAGGCCAUGGCGGGAUAUUAUAACCAGACCUGCGGGGCGAGUCGAAUCCAUGCCUUGACCUUUGAGUUUGGGCAACGAUCACGCAGCUGGGACUGCAACGACAUAUUCUACCCCGAUGCGAGGCAGUACAGGGACAACAUUGUCCACACCAAUGUCGGUUUAAUGGAGCUUCUGCUGACUGCGGCAGGAAAGGAUGGUGAGAGCAAGACGUAUAAAUGUGACAAUGGGCAAGGCACGCCGGAAGAGCCCAAGCCCGAGCAGCAACGCCCGAACAAUCCACAGGCACAAUUGUCACCCGAGCAGCGGGAGUGCCUCGCGAAAAGUCUGCCCGAGUACAACGCUUGCAGAGAUCAGGCGUGCAGAGACAGCAUCGCCCAGAAGAUUAGGGACUGCGCAGAAGAGGCAACCAACGCAAAGAGCCAGCCCAAGCCCGAGUCGCCCAAGCCCAACGAACAAACCCCGAAGAGUCCAGCGGCACAAUUGACACGUGAGCAGCAGGAGUGUCUCGCGAAAAGUCUGCCCGAGUACAACGCCUGUGAACCUAGAGAUCAGGCGUGCAGAGAUAAUAUCGCCCAGAGGAUUAGAGAUUGCGCAGAUCAGGCAAUGAAAGCAAAAUCGGCAGGCCAGGGGCAGGAGUGUCCUCCGGGUUCGUCUUACAGUGCGUUUUUCGGCGGCUGUGCUAGUUGA
Metarhizium brunneum ARSEF 3297 is the source of this 1785-nucleotide messenger RNA. It is a transcript of the gene CBPM, whose product is annotated as Zinc carboxypeptidase A 1. Gene Ontology annotation, biological process: proteolysis. Gene Ontology annotation, molecular function: metallocarboxypeptidase activity; zinc ion binding. Lineage: Eukaryota; Fungi; Ascomycota; Sordariomycetes; Hypocreales; Clavicipitaceae. The record is from RefSeq and is a predicted model, not a curated record.